UAGUACCAUAUCAUUUCAUGACUGCUUGUCUAUUGAUUGCUAAUUUAUUAUGAUUCGGAACGUUUUUUAAUCGUUUUGUAUGUAAUUUAUUAGCAUAACGAAACGUAAAGGUCAAUGAACUGACAUCUAACUGUCAUGGCCGUAAUCAGCUGAUCAUUAAAUUAGGUUUUCGUUUCCGUAAAAUAUUUGCUGAAAUACUAACUACUAACAGCACAGUAAUGGAAGACUACUUAGAAGAAGACGAAAUCAAAAUAGAAUAUUAUGACGAUUUCGAAACGGAUCCUUUGUGUGAGAAAUCAGGAAAAAACUCGAUCAGGAGUAGCGACGCAGUGAAUGACAUUGUUUCAUCAAGUACUGUACAGUGCGAGAGGCCCUUAAUCAAUGACGUACAAUAUGACUCCAUUGAUAAUUCGUCACCAGAAAUGACCAUUUGUGAACUUGAACAAGAUGUUGAAAUUGAUAUGAAUGCUGAACCAACAAACCAUGUCAAUUGGUAUAGAGCUAUUGAUGAGACUGGCAAAUUUGUGUGCCGCUUCUGUGACCUGACUUACUCCACCGUUCAAACGAUUCGCCACCAUGUCAAAACAAAACAUCCUAAUGAAGCAAAUGCUUUAAGAAACACAAUUAAAAACAACAAAAGAAACCCUAAAAUUAAAUGCCAUAUCUGUAACAAAAGAUUCAAAGCUGUCAACAAUCUAAAAGAGCAUAUUAAACAGCAUCACUCUGGAAACAUACAAAAAUCCUGUCAAGUAUGCUUCGCAGCUUUUAAUAAUGAUCAAGAAAUGACGGUACAUCUGUAUCAAAAGCAUCAGAAACUAACCAACACCAAAAUAUAUUCUUGUACUCUGUGUGGAUAUCAAACUCGAAAACUAUCACAUUUCAAGCAGCAUAGAAAUACACAUUUACCAAAUAAACAAAUGAAAUGUGACUUUUGUGAUUAUGCAACUAAUUAUUUGCCAAAUUUGAAGAUACAUCAGAGAAUUCAUACAAAUUUUAAGCCAUAUUUAUGCACAUUUUAUAACUGUGGUUAUCGCUGUAGUGCUAAGUCAGCAUUGAGGAGCCAUCAACUAAAGCACAAUCCUGAAGAAAAUAUGCUUUACUGUGACAAAUGCACUUAUAAAACAGUAUAUAAGAGCUCUUUAAAAAAGCAUAUUGAAAGCCAUAAGAGGAACAGUUUAAAAUGUAUGUAGAAACUUGUAUCUACAUAAAAUUACAUCAUGGCUAACAAAGUAUUUCUGUUAUAUCUGCAAAACAUCACUUCGUUUGACACCUUCAUUUUAGGAGGUCUGAAAGGCAAACUAUUAUAACAGAUGCGUUUUUAUAAGGUUCCUAAACAGAUAAAAAAAGUAGACAUUGGCUCAAAAAAUUAAGACUGAAU
Messenger RNA from Cydia pomonella (codling moth), 1378 nucleotides. RefSeq names its product B-cell lymphoma 6 protein-like. The coding region runs from base 219 to 1190 and encodes 323 amino acids. The transcript is spliced from 3 exons. NCBI's taxonomy places the organism in Eukaryota, Metazoa, Arthropoda, Insecta, Lepidoptera, Tortricidae. The record is from RefSeq and is a predicted model, not a curated record.